GCUCCCCGCAUUGUCGCGGGCGGGAGGGGACAGGCACAGAGACCGGUCUCCCAGCAGAGCUCGGGUGCGGAAGGCCAGUGGCAGCGUAUGGAAGAGAUGGAGGAGGAACUGAAGUGCCCGGUGUGCGGCUCCUUCUACCGGGAGCCCAUUAUCCUCCCCUGCUCCCACAGCCUGUGCCUGUCCUGUGCUCGGAACAUCCUUGUGCAGACUCCGGACUCAGAAUCCCCGCAAAGCAGACGAGCCUCUGGGGUGUCCGACUAUGACUACCUGGACCUGGAUAAGAUGAGCCUGUACAGCGAGGCAGAUAGCGGCUAUGGGUCGUACGGAGGGUUCGCCAGCGCUCCCACCACGCCGUGCCAGAAAUCCCCCAACGGGGUGCGGGUGUUCCCCCCAGCCAUGCCCCCUCCCAUGCAGCCCCAUCACCAGUCCUCCGGCGCACUGCUGCUUCCCAUUGGGCCCCGCAAUUCGUGCCUCACCUGCCCGCAGUGCCACCGCAGCCUCAUCCUGGACGAGAGGGGAUUGCGGGGCUUUGCCAAAAACCGGGUCCUGGAGGGGGUGAUCGAGCGCUACCAGCAGAGCAAGGCGGCCGCCCUGCGGUGUCAGCUGUGCGAGAAGAGCCCUAAGGAGGCCACUGUUAUGUGCGAGCAAUGCGAUGUCUUCUACUGUGAGCCCUGUCGCCUGCGCUGCCACCCACCCCGGGGCCCGCUGGCUAAGCAUCGCCUGCUGCCCCCCGCUCAGGGCCGGGUGAGCAGGAGGCUGAGUCCCCGCAAGAUCUCUACCUGCACUGACCAUGAGCUGGAGAAUCACAGCAUGUACUGUGUGCAGUGUAAGAUGCCCGUGUGCUACCAGUGCCUGGAGGAGGGCAAGCACUCCAGCCAUGAGGUCAAGGCUCUGGGGGCCAUGUGGAAACUGCACAAGAGUCAACUUUCCCAGGCCCUGAAUGGAUUGUCGGACAGGGCAAAGGAAGCCAAAGAAUUCCUCGUGCAGCUACGAAACAUGGUCCAGCAAAUCCAGGUACAUUUAUCAGCUGACAAAGACACAAAGCAUAAGGAGAACAGUGUGGAGUUCGAAGCCUGCCUUGUCGCUCAGUGUGAUGCUCUGAUUGAUGCUUUGAACAGAAGGAAAGUUCAGCUUCUCUCCCGUGUGAACAAGGAGCAUGAACACAAACUGAAGGUUGUGCGAGAUCAAAUUUCACACUGUACUGUGAAGCUACGUCAGACCACAGGGCUGAUGGAGUAUUGUCUAGAGGUGAUCAAAGAGAAUGACCCAAGUGGAUUCCUACAGAUUUCAGAUGCCCUUAUUCGGAGAGUUCACCUGACUGAGGAUCAGUGGGGGAAAGGAACACUCACCCCUAGAAUGACCACCGACUUUGAUCUAAAUCUGGACAGUGCACCACUCUUGCAGUCGAUCCAUCAACUCGACUUUGUACAGAUGAAAGUUCCCUCUCUAGUUCCAGCACCACCACUCUUGCAGCUGGAAGAAUGUUGUAACCACAACAACAGUGCCACUCUGUCAUGGAAACAGCCCCCAAUGUCCAUGGUGCAAACAGAAGGGUACAUACUGGAGCUGGAUGAUGGAAAUGGAGGUCAAUUCAGGGAAGUCUUUGUUGGGAAGGAGACAAUGUGCACAGUGGAUGGCCUUCAUUUUAAUAGCACAUACAAUGCACGAGUGAAAGCGUUCAACAAGGCAGGGGUCAGCCUAUACAGCAAGACACUGGUUCUGCAGACUUCUGAAGGUCCUUUUCGCAGAAUGUCAGCUACACUUGCAGCUCGACUGCAAGUCAACUCCAUUCCCAGUCCACUUGAAUUCCUUCAGCAUGCAGAACAGGAAUCUUGUGGCUCUCCAGGUCCCUUUUCUCGAAUGUCAGCUACACUUGCAGGUCGACUGCAAAUCGAUGCCAUGCCUAGUCCACUUGAAUUCCUUCAAAGCCCAGACCAGGAAUCUUGUGCCUCGCCAGUUCCCUGGUUUGCAUUCGAUCCUGGUUCAGCACAUCCAGACAUCAUUUUUUCUAAUGACAACCUGACGGUGACCUGCAACAGCUAUGAUGACAGGGUGGUGCUGGGAAAAUCUGGGUUUUCUAAAGGGGUCCAUUAUUGGGAACUCACAAUCGAUCGUUAUGAUAACCACCCAGACCCCGCUUUUGGCGUUGCACGUGUUGAAGUGAUGAAAGAUGUCAUGCUGGGGAAGGAUGAUAAAGCCUGGGCCAUGUAUGUGGAUAAUAAUCGCAGCUGGUUCAUGCACAGCAACUCACACACAAACAGGAGUGAAGGUGGCAUCACAAAAGGGGCUACUGUUGGUGUCCUCUUAGACUUUACCAGACGUACCUUGACCUUCUCCAUUAAUGAAGAACAGCAAGGUCCAGUUGCUUUUGAAAACAUGGAGGGGUUGUUCUUUCCUGCUGUGAGCCUGAAUAGGAAUGUGCAGGUAACAAUUCACACAGGAUUGCCAGUUCCUGCAUUUUACACAUCCAGGGCAUCUUUGCAAGCCUGAACCAAACCAAGGAGAAGAGAAUAGCUUUUAUCUGCCCCUCAUCACAAAGAAACGUAUACCCGGUAACCAUUUCAUCUUUUCAACACUGAAAGGAAAAAAGUAUCAGGAUACUGGAACCAAGAAUGCAUUAAAGCGUGUAGAAGGGGCAGACUGCCAGUGUAGUCAUUGGAGGGCAGACACUUUGUCAUGAUCCAGGCAUAAAUUUGUUUUAUCCAUUUUGGAGGACAAAUUGAGCUAGAAAAAUGAUUAAUUCACUUGCCUGAGACAAUUGGAGUUUCCUACAGAUCUUGGAAGAUGCAUUAGCUAAUGGUGUUGGUUCCAUCUGAAAACUGAAAAUGAUCCAUUUGGAUGUCUACAAAUUCUGCUUCUGACAAAACAAAAAUAAUACCUUCAUUUCUUACUGUCAUUUUGUCCCAGACUCAGGUCAUGAAUACAAUGGCUCCAAAACUAAAUGGGUGUAGUUUGUGCAUUAAAAUAAACUUCUCAGAUCAUAGAACCAAUGGUGACAGGUGAAUUCCAAGAUCUCCGGCAGUGGCUUCAGCAUAUAAAUAAUAGACAUUGGUAAAAUAAUUUAUGUUGUAUAGAAUCCCAAUGUGUGAUACUGUCCAGCUCCUAGAGGUUACCAUAGACAGAGGCCUCCCAUGCAUACGUGCCAUACGCUGGCAAGUGCUGUGCCUUCUGUCUGUCUGCACAUUCGCUUUGAUGUUUGAUAACUUCUGGAGUACUUUGGGCAGGUGAAUUGUUAGGUGACAUUAAUUUUUGCAGCAUAAUUUUAUUUCUGUGUUUGGACUUUGUCAUUAAUGGACCUUUUAGCUUCAACUCCCAAAACCAAGGAAUAUAAAUGAAUUAGGGUCACACUGAAUGACUUGAAAGACUCCUCUUAUAUUCCACAGCACAUUGCUGGUUUGUUUUUUGGAUUGCCAGAAAGUGAUGUGGAUAAACUUCUAUAGCCACAGGCCUCCUCCAGGAUUCACUGCGUUACGGACUGCAAGAUAAAGCCAAGCACCCUCUACAGUUUUGUAUUACUGACCAUUAAGGAAUCCGCUAUAUCCCUGAUAAAUACCUGCAAAUUAAGGAUACACUGUAUUACCUCUAUUUUAUUUUCACCAAUCUAUAAUUUUGAAAGAAAAAUCAAGUUUUCAUGUUUCAGGUGCUUUGUGCAUUGCUAAUGCUGGUGGCAGGGUUAAACAGUAUUAAUGCUACUUUUUACACGCAGGUGUUCAUUUCAGUUGAUGAAUGGCCUCCAUAACACAUCUGGCUGAUGCACACAUUGUAUUAUGCCCACAGGACAGACCUCAGUAAACAUCUAAUGGGCUAAUUUAAACAUACAAUAUCACUUAGAGACAGAUAUGAAGCCAGACUGUCAUUUCAUUGUUUUACCCACAAAGAUAGAAUCAUUAGGGCGCUAUUCAGUUUCUCCAAGGAAUGAUUCAGAAGCUAAUGGGGUAAAACAUAAGUAUUACGCAAUAUGCCAAGAAAUGGUACUUACUCCCAUUUUAUUUUCUCCCUGAUUGCCGCCUGUAUAUAGGCAUAGAUUCAAUUUCCAGAUCCUGCUGUAUUAUUGCCCAGGCAAACAAAUGGCAUUAGUCAGGGUUUGCAGUAAGUCCUGCAGAGAAAAGUUCCUUUUCCUACUACAUGAAAAUGGCACCAGGCAUAACAGGAAUGCUAAGCAAUAUGUGUUCUACCUGAAAAUGCAGCAAGAAAAAACACUAAACCCCAAUGAGCCAUAAUGUUCUUCAGAGCAGCUUUAUUGAGCGCUGACUGCUUGACGAUUCAGACAGUGUGAUUGAAGCACAAAACAUAUUUAUUGAUCCUGCAAUUAAUAUUACACAUGCUAUCAUUAAGCUUCUCUUUUCAUGCAUCAUUUAACUCAUUCUCAAACAGCCUCUAUGAAUUUCGAUUUGUAUCAUUAAAUUCAAGGACACACACACAUUGUGUCCGUUACACAUCUAUCAUGAUAUAAAAAAAAGUCAGAAUUCAGCUUGACAGUUAAUGAUUUCUGAACUGUGCCAAUUGCUGGUGAUAGACCAAUGAUAAAUAUGAUGGACUUGUAAAACAGCAGUUACCCACAAAGGGACAGAUAAAAUGUAACUCUGUGGGCGGGACUACAGUGCAGUGUCUUUUCUUGCCAAUCAUUUGUAUACCCACUGCCAACCUUCUGCCAAAGGUAAAAGUCAUAAGACAAAGAGAUCAUUGAAUGUCCAUCCUCUUCUGUAUCUCUGUACACAUAGGGCCCCCGGAGAGACUAACCAUCUUUAUUGUGAAAAGAAAGCUAUAGACAAAAUCCCUACAUGAAAUAACUGUGUAGAUUCUUUAACCCCCUUGCCUGUAGAAGCAAUUGUAGCUGUCUAUUAUUAACUUCCCCUAUCCUGUCUAGUCUAUUAUGUUCCUUGGGGAGUCGUGGUGGACAGCAAUCUAGCAGAUUCCACAGACGUUUUACUCGAUUGGCCUGUUAAGGGUUUACACUUUUUAGGCUUUGACCUUUAGCGUAGCUUGCCUUGGCUUUUCUAUUAUUGAUUAAAAUGUAAUUUUCCCUAUUCUCUUUUCUUUUUUUUGCUGUAGGGAAGCAGGUUGCCCUCAGUGAUUAUGGAACUUUAUCUGUAUAUUUUUCCUUUGUCUUAAAAGCAUUCUGCCAAAAUUAUGCUUCAAUGUGUAAAAUUUGUUUAAGCACUACAUUUAAAGGAUAAGUAAACUUAUAAAAUGCGUAAAUGUAAAAUCAGGGUGGCGCUUUUGUGGCAAAAUGCAUUUAUAUUAACGGUACAUGUAUCCUUUAAUAUCUUGGAGUUAAAAAAUAAAUAAUGUAAUUACAAUUAGAAGUGCUUGGAAUAUCACUGUCAUCAAUUUUAUUUUCACUUAUUUUAAAGGUUUACUUAUCCUUUUUUUUUUAUUAGAGCACAAAAGAGGAUGCCCAAUUUUUUAUCAGAUGAUAUUCAGGGUGGUGUUGUGUAGUGUGGCUUUUAUUUUACCUCCCUUCCAUACAGGCAAUAUACAGUAUGUAUAGCUCAUUGGAUAAGUGGUGAACCUUGGGAUCCCUGAGCGCCCUGUGGCCACAAGGUGUGCUCCCCCUAUAGUUAUUUCACUGUUCGGGAUGCUCUAGUCACAUGCUUUUGGGCAGCAUUAUCUUAUCUGUUUGCAUUUCUUUAAAAAUACCCACUGGCCAAUCUCUGAUCUAGAUCCAAAGUGUCAAAUAGGAGAAAAGAUCUGGCCUUUCAUGGCUCUCAAGGUGGCCAUAUACGGUAAGAUCUGCUUGUUUGGCGACUGCUACCGACAGUGGGCCAAAUUGGGCUAAUCGAAUUACAAUGGCAUAUGCACCGUUGGACCAAGGGCUGCAUCAAUGAUGUGACGUCCCCGAUCCCAAGGGAAAAUCAAACCUACACGAUCGAGAUCUACCCAAUUUUAGGCCAGUUGUCGGUCAGGUAGGCCUAUCAGGGGUGCCCCAUACAUGGACAGAUAGACUGCCAAAUUGGUCUGAAGGACCCAAAUCGGCAUCUGAAAUCUGCCCAUAUAUGGCCACUUAAAGUCUGCUCAAGGGCUUGAUAAAAAAAAUCAUCAUUUAAAUUUAAUUUGGCACUCAGACAUAACGUAGAACGUAGCCCACGUGUUGAGUUGCCCAGCGCUGGUCCAGGUCACGCAGUUUAAAGGGAUAGCUAUAUGGAUAUCUAAAUAUAUACACCCAAACUGUCUUCAGAGAUCUCUAUAUUCUCAGUGAGCAAAAGUGGAGAGAAUGCCACAUGAUUAUAGCUUUGCAAUAGAGGGCGUGGUAAGGAUAAACCCUCCUGCACUAUUAAUGCCAGUUGGUACUGUCAUAUGUAUAUUGUUAAAGUUUCCAACUGUAAAUGGGAAGUAUACCUCAUUUGUAAAUGUAAUAUGCCAUUUAUUUAAUCCUGAACUGGACAGUAUGAUGAAAUAGCUUAUUGUGAGCACAAAACAUGCCUUCUGUGCAUGCUUCACUUCAUACAUAUGAAUAUGAGCUGACAUGUUGCUUUCCUCUCAGCUCAGCCUUCAUUAUUAGUAACUUGCGAUCUUAUUGUAUGGCAGUUCAUCUAUUGAAAUGAAUUUAUGCAAAGAAGGCAUUUGAGCCCAGCAAGCAUUGCCUCCAUACUGUCCUUACUAACAAGGCAAGUGGCUCACCAGGACAUUUACUUGUAGCCACCAUCUUUCUCUGGAUUAGAAUUACUUUGUCUUUAUUUCUCUAUAUCUGUGUAAAUAUAUAACACCUUCUUCAAUCCUUGGUUUCUCAGCUGUGAUGUAUUACAUUAACAUAUUGUAAGCUUUUGAUUUCAGUAUCAUGAUCCAGUGUGUCCACUGUCAUCUGAAGUGCUCACUCACUGGAAGCUGCUGUGCAAGUACCGCCAUUUUCCUGAGGGUUUUGUCCCUCCAGCAGAAAAGCACUACAGUGCACCCUACACGCUUGGCGCUUUCUAUACUGAAAGGAACACUUUGAUUAUUGUGAUUGUUACUCUUUGCCAUUGUAACCAGCAAUACCCAGCGUGUAACAAUGCAGUACGUAUGUAAAGUGCCAGAUGGACAUUCCCUGACCAUGUAAAUAGGUGACGUUGGAAUUGGUGUUACAGAUAUAUGUAGAAAGGUUACCUUUGCUAAUUUAUUUUUAUUUUCACAGGUGCUAUUUUGUCCACUUACUCUAUAUCCAUUCUCUAAUCUUAGCUGCAGAAAAAAAAUCUGUUGCUGGACAACCCCAAUGUUGUUUAUUUUUCUGAUGAGCCCCCAUGGCUGGCCCAGAGCGGGCUUAAACCUGACCUCAUGGCAAUCCCUUUAACCCAUUCUGUGCCAGAAAGGCUCUCCGGCACAUUAACAGACAAGGUGUUCGGAGAUUCCUCUGGUGGUUUCUGAAUGAUGCUUUUCAUAUUUUAUGUGACUAGUAGUACAGAUUGCUUUGUGUAGUAUUAGAUCCCUGCAGCUGCUGUACCGAAGGAAUAAAUUAUGUUUGCUGUUCCAAUAAAUGAAUUAGGAAUUGC
Molecule: messenger RNA, 7466 nt
Organism: Xenopus tropicalis (tropical clawed frog)
Lineage: Eukaryota; Metazoa; Chordata; Amphibia; Anura; Pipidae
Gene: trim9
Product: tripartite motif containing 9
Exons: 12
Coding region: 88-2490 (800 amino acids)
Cellular component (GO): dendrite; synaptic vesicle; cytoplasm
Molecular function (GO): ubiquitin protein ligase activity; metal ion binding; zinc ion binding
Source: RefSeq, a predicted model, not a curated record